Melampsora larici-populina 98AG31 is the source of this 1206-nucleotide messenger RNA. RefSeq lists its product as uncharacterized. Bases 1 to 1206 code for a protein of 401 amino acids. The transcript has 4 exons. The record is from RefSeq and is a predicted model, not a curated record. NCBI's taxonomy places the organism in Eukaryota, Fungi, Basidiomycota, Pucciniomycetes, Pucciniales, Melampsoraceae.
AUGUACAGGCAGCAAGCAAUGGAUUUUUAUCGUGAACAAGGAGUAGAAGGUGUGCCUGCUGCUAAACCCAUAGUUCGGAAGGCAAGUGGUAAGGAAACCACACGACAUGCGGCAAGGGCGCGGAAAUUUAAUGACGCUCGACAAACUGACCAGUCACAAAAUUCUUCUAAUCGGUUGUUGAGCACAUACAAUAAGCAAGUCACCCGUUAUGACGACCCAAUUCUACCGUUCGAAAACCAUCAACGAACUAUGGAUAUAAUCUUUAAUACAUACACGAUCAUUACUCAUGGGCGGGGUCAAUAUGUUGAUCGGCAUUCCAAUAAGCUCGUGUUUACCUUCGCCUUCGAGGACCUAGAAGCUAUGGACCCUAGAGCCCGUCAGGAUCAUCAAAAUGACGUAGAUACAAUAAUGAUGUCGAUGAAACUUUUCAAACGCUUGCCUACCCCGAAUGCACAGUUUUCGCUUGAGCGCAUUCGAGCGCUGUCUACAUUAUACCAGCCUUCCGACUUUUUGACCAAGUGUGGCAAUCCGAUUGCGCCGCUCAGCCCUUACCAAUCAAGGGAGUCAUCACCAUUAACUCCACUUCCAGCUUCUUCUCCCGAAUCUUCACCCCUAACUUCGCUUCCACCUUCGGAUGCUGAAGAUGAUGGAAUGGUGUCUACUGUGGAAGUUAAGAGUGGUGUCACUACGAAUGGAGCUUUAAUUCAUGGACGUAUGCACUGCUUCGGUCAGACGUUUCUCGACAGACUGCCUGGUUUUGGUGCGCGAAUUGGCUCUCGCUUCUCUGACUUCUGCGAUGUUGGAUUCCUGAUCGCGCGGCAGCAGCUAAAUGACCUUAGAGCGCCCUCUAUGACUUCAAUUUCGAAAUUUCAGCCAUUGGGACCUCACGACUUUGCUGCGAACUUUGCUUUCACCUUGGGAAAUUUUUAUAAUAAACCACACACGGAUAACGAUAAAGGAAAAGUAUAUUGUUUGUGGUAUCCGGUGGAUAGUAUUAGCGGUAAGAUAAUUACUGAGAGUGAAGGUUUUGUUAUUAUUGGUGGUUGGUUUAUUUUUCCAGAAUACCGAGUUGCAAUUAAUUUUGGAGGCAAAUCGGCGGUCCAGAUUGCUUGGAGCGUGGAAAAGGACCGUGCGGUCAGGAUGUCUGGUACACUCGCCUGGGCUGCUCCUCUCAGAUUACUCACUCAAUGGCGCGCGCGGCGGUAA